AAUCGUCUGCUUCAAGCAAUUGAUCGCGGGACGGCGACAGUGCAGCAUUAUCUUGAAUGGAGUAUGGUAUUUUCUGACAAUUCGCAUCAACACCGAGCCUUUUAAUCGAGUGAACAUUCCCGAAGAGCAGAUUAAUUUCGAGUUUCGUCUUGUAUUGAGGAAUUACCAACAUGGGUCAUCUUUCGAGAAACUUGAAAAGAUUACUUCACCAAUGUCUGCUGACAUUAUCUGCAGCGGCGUCGAUAUAUGCAGAGACCCAGACAACAACCCAAGCCACGGAGGAGCACAACCUGGGACAGGAAAUGGUUAAAGGAUUGGCCUUGGGAUUCGGGUUAUUUUUCGGCAUCAUAAUAGUUUUGUGCGUCGUCUGUUGUUUGUGCUGCAACAACAACUGUCACUGCUGUUGUUGUAAAGAGAAACAAAAGCCACGGAAAAUGCCGAGAUGGCGCGUUGGCCCGUCACCUUCACCUUCGCCUCCAAGAUCAGGAACGAUAACUCGUUCAACAAUUGUGUCAAAUCGUUCGUGAAGUUUGGACUUGCAAAUUAUGAACAGAUGGAAAGGAGCCUAAAGCUAAACGUUAUAGCAUUGCAUCUGAUGCUCAUUCGCAGAAGAAGGACACUUGAUGCAAGAAAUAUAUGCAAAUUUUUCAUUAAAAAGCUGGACUUUUUUAUGAAGAAGCGUUUCCAUAGCAGUAUGAGACGCUCCGGUAGUGGGUUUUGUUGGGGUCCUUUUGGAACCAUUCGAAAGUGCCAAACUACGAGUGAUGGAUUUCACGUACGAGCGAAUGACCGGACUGUACAUAGAAUAAAACGUGAUGCAAUAGUUUGCAAAUUAAAAUUGAACAGUAUCGCCUGACGCCGCCAUUGUAUCGUCCAAGUACGCCUUAAUAGGUUGUUUGGGGUCUACACAGAAGUUCAUUGCUGCCAGAUAGGUGUCAUACUCCAGUUUUCGAUCUUUAAGGUUUUCGUGGGUACGAAAGUAUGAAGCGUUCCAGUUCUACUUGCGUAUCUCCCGGUAUGGAUCUGGGGCCUUCAACAGAGUGAACAGGCAGGCAUCCUAAAGGAAGGUUGACUCAAAUUACGGGGAUUGAUACAUGUUUGUCAAGAAACACUAUCAUCUGAACUUGGCUCAUAGAUCAAAAGCCAUAUCGCCACUCUGUGAAACGGACGAGCAACACAGGCGUAAUCUUGUGAUUUUGUUAGAUCUUUAUGUCAGGUAUCUCCAGCCUAUUUCCGUGUAAGAGAUAUUAAUGUGUUUAUUGCUGACGUCGCAUAUGACUCUGACGUUAGGAUGAUUUUUUGUCAAUGACACAAUUUCGCAUUUGUCCUUGACACUCAAAGGAUGAUGACCAGUUUGCAGAAAUGUGACUAAUCGAACAAUGACUGAAUUCUCCAACAGAUUGACGUCACAAGUGCCAAUCGAAGAAUGAAUUCUGCGACAAAGAUAUAUCGUUGAAAAAUCUUUGAAACCCGUGUGUCAGAUAUAUGUCAUAAUUAAGACUGGAACAAAAAGCUCGACACCAUUUGCCAUUUCUUGGCAGCCAUCAAAGGUCGGUGUUCUUCUAAAUUUCGUGGCACGUGCCUACUUUUCAUUGGCGACCAUUUUUGCCAUUCCGAACAAGUCGAUGUACUGAGUAUGAAAAGAGACGGUAAUGACGAAAGUAUAAUAAUUCAUAUUACGAUUCGAGAUAGAACUAAUUUUGAGUAAUUUUGUCAUUGGAAGAUCUACAGUCUGAAUUAUCUGGCUGUCCUAAGCAGUACAAACGGAAACAUAUAAUAUGACGUACACAUACUUUCAUUUAGAAAUAGUAACCAUUAGUACAACUAUUCAUUUUGGUUUUUCUAUAAACCUAUUUUGGUAAUAAGCGUAUGAAAUAUUUUAUGAGGUAUUUAAAGGAAAAAUGCACGGGGAAGCUACAGUCAAGAUCCCAACCAUUAACCUACAAUGAGGCAGUUUAGUAUUGUUGCUUGUACAUGGACAGUGAAACCCUCUUUAUCCAGACGGUACCAUUCCCUUUGCAGUGGUACGAAUUUACACAUAUCCGGAUAACUGAAUGCUGGUAAGAUGGUUCUCACCAUCAAUUUGAGUUGGUUCAUUGUUACCAAACAUUAAGUCCAGUAACGAUUUUAUAACGUUUGUAAUUAAUUGAUCAAAUCCAUUUUUCAAGAGUACACUUUAUUGUGCCGGGCAGUUUAUGCUUGUAAAUACAUCAACUUUCCUAAAAAUAUAAUCCGAGGCCUUCGAGGUUUCACUGUAAGUCAUGAAGACAGUGAUGAGAAUAUGAAAACGUAUGAGUCUCAAGUUUACGUCAUAUCGCGUAUGGCUCGAUUAUACGCCAUAUGGCAUAGGUCUAUUGACAUAUUGCAUGAAUCUCUAUUAUACGUCAUAUCGCAUAAGUCUCGAA
Haliotis rubra (blacklip abalone) is the source of this 2405-nucleotide messenger RNA. RefSeq lists its product as uncharacterized. NCBI's taxonomy places the organism in Eukaryota, Metazoa, Mollusca, Gastropoda, Lepetellida, Haliotidae. The coding region runs from base 171 to 527 and encodes 118 amino acids. The transcript is spliced from 3 exons. The record is from RefSeq and is a predicted model, not a curated record.